Condylostylus longicornis is the source of this 1183-nucleotide messenger RNA. RefSeq lists its product as uncharacterized. The transcript has 2 exons. The record is from RefSeq and is a predicted model, not a curated record. NCBI's taxonomy places the organism in Eukaryota, Metazoa, Arthropoda, Insecta, Diptera, Dolichopodidae. The coding region runs from base 74 to 670 and encodes 198 amino acids.
AUCGAAAGGAGCUAAAUCAGCUUUUUUUACCUAUUCCUUUUCUAUUUUUUUUUAAAUUUUUUUUAUAAAAAUUAUGAACUCCUUUGUCGUGAUCUUGGCCUGUUCGUUGGCUGCAUUAGCUGUUGCUGAACCUCCAUCAGGCUACAAUUAUCCACGUGGUGGAGGUGGUGGAGGCGGUGGCGGUUUUGGUGGUGGUUUCGGUGGAGGAUUUGGUGGAGGAUUUGGUGGUGGUGGUGGUGGGGGCGGUGGAGGCUACCAAGCUGUGAGUGGAGGUUUUCAAACUUCUGAAGGACAAAAUGUUGAUCCACAAUUAUUAGAACAAGUAAGACAAAUUCUUUUACAAGAAGAAAGUAAAAGCGGCGGUGGUGGUGGAGGCGGUGGUUUUGGUGGCGGUGGUGGUGGUGGUUUUGGUGGUGGUGCUCCAUCAGGAUCAUAUGGACCACCAUCUGGUUCAUAUGGCCCACCAUCUACAUCGUAUGGUGCUCCGGGCGUUGGAGGUGGACGUGUUGUCGGUAUUGAUUUAGAAGGUGUUAGACAAGCAAUACAAGUAGCACAAUUUGCUCAAACAAUGACUCAAGCUGGCGGUAUUGGAGGUGGCUAUCCAAGCGCCCCAUCUGGUAGUUAUGGUGCUCCAUCAAGACCAAGUUCAAGUUAUGGUGCUCCAUUUUAAGUUGAACAAAUAGAAAAAUUAGUAAAAUUUCAUCGCAUUUUUAGUAAAAAAAAAAAAAACAAAAAAAAAAAUUGUUAAGAAGAGUAUUAAAAAAAACUCAUCAAAACAACAUACCAUAAAAAAUUCACGUCACAUACAUACAUGCAUACGAUAGGGAAAAGAAAAGUAUACAAAAAAAAGAACUAUAAGUAUUAAUAUUUUUUUUAUAUUAUAUAUAAUUCCCCAAUAUAUUGGGCCAGUAUUACAUGAAAUUGAUAUGAAAAAAAAAAUAUUAUAAAGGGAUGACGAAAAUUUUUAAAAUAUUUUUUUUUUAAAUAUUUUUUGCUGAAAAUGAUACUCGUAAUAAUUACAUAUACAUAUAUAAAAGGACGCCACGACACUGAUAUUAUAAUCCCAAAAUAAAAAUCAAUUCCAUGACAAUCAAGGAGUAUAAUUACAUAUAUAUAUAUAUAUUUUUUAUAUACACAUAUAUAAAAUAUAUACGUAUAUUUUUUGUAAACAUGCCAAGUAUUA